Molecule: messenger RNA, 984 nt
Organism: Populus nigra (black poplar)
Lineage: Eukaryota; Viridiplantae; Streptophyta; Magnoliopsida; Malpighiales; Salicaceae
Product: histidine-containing phosphotransfer protein 1-like
Exons: 6
Coding region: 297-755 (152 amino acids)
Biological process (GO): cytokinin-activated signaling pathway; phosphorylation; phosphorelay signal transduction system
Cellular component (GO): nucleus; cytoplasm
Molecular function (GO): histidine phosphotransfer kinase activity; protein histidine kinase binding
Source: RefSeq, a predicted model, not a curated record
GAGAGAGGAAAGAAAACAAAAAACACACAAACCCAGAGAAGGGAGGUGAGGGAGGGAAAGUAGAAGUCCAAUAAUAUAAAGAUGAGUGACUUGACUUCACAUUCUGUUUAUAGCAUAGUAGGAGUCUACGCUAAGAGCAAGAAAGAAUCUUUAGCUACAAAGACCACAAAAGUCAUCAAAACCUUUUCUUGCCUUUGAACUUUUUCAAAGAAAUUAAUCAACUUCUUCUACUUCUAUACACUAUAAUAAGAUCUGCCAACUAACUUGGCUAGCAGAGAACUUGAGAAAACCUAACAAUGGACAGUGUAGUUCAGUUGCAAAGGCAGUUAGUUGACUACAGCGCUCAACUGUUUAAUGAGGGAUUCUUGGAUGACCAGUUUAACCAACUUCAACAGCUUCAAGAUGAGAGCAACCCAGAUUUUGUAGUUGAGGUUGUGACUCUUUUCUUUGAAGACUCUGAAAGGCUUCUCGAUGAGCUGGCCAAAGCUUUAGAGCAGCAAAGUGUAGAUUACAGGAAAAUUGAUGCCCAUGUUCACCAGUUGAAGGGUAGCAGCUCCAGCAUUGGGGCUCAAAGAGUUCAGAAAGUCUGCAUUGGCUUCCGCAACUUCUGCGAGGAGCGAAACAUAGAAGGGUGCCAAAAAUGUCUGCAGCAAGUGAGGCAUGAGUAUUCCCUCGUGAAAACUAAGCUUGAAACUCUGUUCAAGCUUGAGCAAAAGAUCUUGGCAGCAGGAGGGUCAAUUCAUUGGCCAAUGUAAUGAGGUGAAAAACAUUGCAGAAGAUCACAGCCAGAAACAGCAAAAUGGGAUUUUGGAUAUGUAGAGAAGCUUUUGUUUUCUUCUUCAUUGCUCUUCUUUUUCUUUCCGCAUUUCCUGUUGAGUACUUGAGCUCUAAACUUUUCUGAUUAUCGUUUUAGCUUAAGCUUGUAUUAUAUCCAAUGACUGAGCAAUGAUGAAGAGUGUGAAUAAACCAGUACUUUGUUCAUUA